This is a messenger RNA of Periconia digitata, 1476 nucleotides long. NCBI's taxonomy places the organism in Eukaryota, Fungi, Ascomycota, Dothideomycetes, Pleosporales, Periconiaceae. The record is from the annotation of a GenBank genome assembly.
GGCCGUGAGAGAGUCAUGGAUACCAACAUGCCCCUGCCCCGUCCACCGCGAACCCCUACGCCUCCACUCGACGACGAGCCUCCUGCAGACCACCAUCAUUCGCAUGCGCAUCCACCCCCCAAUCUGAACGCUUUACAUCCCAAUUCCUUGUCACCGCUAUCCGCGACCUUUGGAAGCCUUGCUCCCAGCGAAUCCCUCUCCCAAAGAUCCACUGCCGCCCAGGGCAACCUCUACAGCCCAGAUCGCGGGUCGUUUCUUCCCACCUCGACCACCGCCAUCAAUGGUAUCAGUGACAAUGAGGCACCCUCCUCCUUGAGUGGCUCCGAUAAUGCCCAGAGUGCGCCGAACCCGUUCAACUUCCAACCUGUCAGCUACAUGCCCGCGAAGCCGCAGGCGAAACAAGCUGACAUUGGCCGGAGACGUGGACACAAGUACAAGCAUAGUAGCGUUUCCCACCAGAUCUUUCUGGAACCCCCACCGCGUGCGCCGCUCCAACUACCUGCGUCGCUUCCUGUUCCUACCUUUAAAGAAUAUCGUUCGAGCAUGUCCAGAGAACAGACCCUUAGAUUGGGCUGGUGUUUCUGUCACUUGCUGGUCGCCGGCUUGGUACAGUGGGGUGCGCAUGAAUCUUUGGCGCUGACGGUGCUAUCGCGCCUCCUCUUCUAUGAUGCCCUGGGUGCCUUCCUAUGCGUCGCUGUCGACGUGGGAUCCAACUUCGAGGUCUGGAAACGGUCCACAAUUCGCCACCCGUUCGGUUUUGAGCGCUCCGAGGUCAUUGCCGGCCUGGGCAUGUCUGUGGGUUUGCUGUUCAUGGGUCUGGAUCUGAUUUCGCAUGGCCUCACCCACACGCUGGAGAACAAAGGAGGUCACCAAUCCCACCACGGCCACGGUCACGAGCGGGUUUCACCUGGCAGCAUCGAUCUGGCAGCUCUGAGUGGGAUUAUCUGCACUUUGGUGUCGGCUAUCGUGUUGAAAAACCACGCUCGGAUAGCAAAGGUGAUGCGGCUGAGCGCUAUUGCCAAUCUGCCUUCGGUGCUGAGCAACCCUUCGCAUUUCCUCACGCUGUCGUGUUCCACACUUUUGUUGCUGCUGCCCCUUCUCAGCAUCAAAAUGUAUGUCUGGUUAGACCGCACGCUGUCGUUCUCUGUCGCCAUCUCCAUGGUCGCAUUGGGUUGGAUUCAAGGAUGGACGCUGGGCAAGGUGCUCAUGAUGUCCUACUCAGGGCCCGGCGUUUCAGCCGUCAUGUACGACAUUGAGACGGAUCCGGCUGUCAGUUCGGUUGAGGAAGCCAAAUUUUGGCAAGUGCAUUACGGACUGUGUCAAGCCAAUCUUAAGCUGCGCGUGCGAAACCUGGACGAAAUCGUACGGCUGCGAGACCGUAUUGGAAGCAUGGUGCGGAACCGGUUGGGCGGCAGCUACGGAGGAGGGGGCCAGAAGUGGGAGGUUUCGACCCAAAUCACAUUGGAUAAGGACUGA